Molecule: messenger RNA, 407 nt
Organism: Lucilia sericata (common green bottle fly)
Lineage: Eukaryota; Metazoa; Arthropoda; Insecta; Diptera; Calliphoridae
Exons: 2
Coding region: 39-323 (94 amino acids)
Molecular function (GO): protein binding
Source: RefSeq, a predicted model, not a curated record
GUCUUUUUGUCGUUGUAAACAAUUUCCUAAUCUUUUAAAUGUAUCUUCUUACUAGUUGCACAAUUUUAUUAUUGGGUCUAUUCUGCUGUGUCAUGGGUGAUAAUGACAAAGACAAGUGCCUGAAACCUUGUCCUUUUGUUUUCAAGCCAGUUUGUGGAACCAUUGAAGAUCCACAAGGCAAGCCGUUAGAUUGUACAUUUCCAAAUGAUUGUUUUUUGGAAAACUUUAAGUGUCUCUAUGGCAAAAAAGAAAUUGCACAAAAAUCGAAAAUUUGUCAAACUUUUCCUCCUGAAUGUAUUGAUAUUGUCUUGGGUGUAUUGUAAAAUAUAGAAGUUUGAAGUUCUUAUAUUAAAUAUGCAAAACAAAAGAUUGAAUAAAGUUUUUGAUGUAAAAUUUUUGUGAUUGAA